Molecule: messenger RNA, 4225 nt
Organism: Tilletiaria anomala UBC 951
Lineage: Eukaryota; Fungi; Basidiomycota; Exobasidiomycetes; Georgefischeriales; Tilletiariaceae
Exons: 2
Coding region: 401-4042 (1213 amino acids)
Biological process (GO): regulation of DNA-templated transcription
Molecular function (GO): zinc ion binding; DNA-binding transcription factor activity, RNA polymerase II-specific
Source: RefSeq, a predicted model, not a curated record
GUCAGCAGCAGCAGCAACCCGCGGGCGGUCGAUCAAACUGGAAUCUGUGCAUGUUGGGAGGUGUGUGCGAGCACAGCAUAGCACAGCGCAGCACCGCAUAGCAUACGCACAGCACGCCGCUCGAGAAUUCCUUGGUUCGACGAGGCGAGCCAAUUCCAUCAGCAGCCACCUUCGCUGCCUUUGACGACACGUGCGGCGCUUCUCUUAACAUUAUCUGCCGCCACCGCUGCAUUCGACUCGAUUUUCAGAUCGCUUUUGGCUUUGCCGUUGUUGGCGGGUGCAGGCAAGAAAUCCUUCCAGCUCGGAUACUUUCUCGGCCACCCACUCACGUAUGCUGGUUCUCCUGACCUGAGGCGCAUCGCACCGGAACGACGGUAGGUGCACGGCCGCUUCUUGCAUCAUGCCUCUCAGCAAAAGCGGCAGCGCCAACCAGGGGCAGGCCAGCCCGGGCACGUACCCACGCCCCGUGACACGUGCAGCCUGCCUCAACUGCCGCACAGCCAAGCGGCGCUGUGACGGCGUCGCGCCCGUCUGCGGGCCGUGCGUCUCGCGCGCCAUCCCCGCCGGCGCGUCCGCUGCCGAUGGCGGGUGCUUCUUUAUUGCAUCUAAGCGUGGAGGGCCCCGGUACAAGGGCGUCAAGGGCUGCGAUGUCGCUCGCGUCCGCGCUGAGCGCGAGCUGGGCUCCCGCGAGCGCAAGGACGCUGCUUCCGCGGCCAGCGUCCUCGUCGCCGCUGCCGCGGCCGUGGCCGCAGCCAACCAGCCGACUACGUCGCGCAGCGCUACGAGCGGAGAUUGCGCGGAGGUAGGCACAAAAGUAGCUGCGGUUGCGCACAACGCACAUGCAAAUGAAAACGUCGCCCCUGCCGGCAUCAGAGCACGCAAGCGCACGGCGGACGGCGGCAGCCACGGCCAUCCGCACGUGGAUGGCGGGAGCGCCAGCGCUCAGAGCGAUGCAGAUGGCAGCGUCAAGCGCAAGACCAGCUACUAUGGCAAUGGAAAUGGCGCCAGGGAUGACGCCGCCUCGGGUUUACAGCCUGUGCACCAGCUGUAUCAACCUCAGUAUCAACAGGCGCAGGAUCCUCAUCAUCAUCAUCAACAGCCACCGCCCCGGCCGCGGCCUGAGCGCUAUGCGUCGAACUCGGAGCCCUCACAGCAUUAUUCAGCCCAGUUCUCGCAGUCGCCGCCAACGUAUGCAUCCGCAGGCGUCACAUGCCAGCCUCCGCCGAACGGUGCGCUAAAUCACUCGCAUUCUGCGGACGCUGGCGUUUUGUUGCCCCACCAGCAGCGGCAGCAUGACCUUUCCAUGUCCAACCUCGAGCUUUGGCAGCGCAUCCAGGCGCAAGCGGCUGCAUUCGCCGCUAGCAAUGGUCAGACCUACCGUCCAUCCGCUGUGCAGCACCAUCAGCAACAGGGACACAGACUUGCUUCGAAUGAGGACGCAAAUCCGCACCUAGCCGCCAUGACGCCACCGCAGCAACAUCAAAAUAAGGAUCGGAAAGAGCAACAGCGAAAGCAGCAGCUGCCGAAACAACAAAGUCAGAAACAAGGGCAGGGGCAGUUGCAUCAACAACAAAAGCAACAACAGCAACCACCGCCACCACCACCAGGGUCGCACUUCCCGCCGCACCAACAAGAGCUACCUCCACAGCCAACACCGCCACCGGUCUUCGCGACGACGGUGGUGACGGACAUGGAUAAUUGGAUGGACUUCAACAUGCUUGACACCUUCUUCAACCAGGUGCAGCACUUGCCCAGGGGGGUCAAUAUUGGCGCCUGGGGCGACGGCGACGAUGAGCACCUGGCCAUGGAGCUGAUGAGCAACUCGUCCAGCGCCUCGGACAUUGACCCGGUAGAUUCGGAGCAACAGGCGCGCACGCUGCUCGCACAGUACUACAAGCACGUCUACCCCCUCCUCGCCGUUCUCCUACCGCCAGGCCAUCUGUCGACGUACGCGUUUUUCUUUGCCGAGGGACGACCCUCGGCUCUCCUCUCCGCCAUAGCAGCCUGUGUUGCCACCUGUUGCAGCGAAGAGGACGCACGCGCAACGAUCCGAAGCAGCAUCAAGCGCCAGCAGCGCAUCCAUGUCGGCAGCAGCCGUGUGCAUAAAAACGGUAACGGCGCAGGCACCAGCGACGCUGGAGGUCAAGCCACGACCCCUUCGCUGCUCGGGCCGACUGCGACGCGCGCGGAAAUUGCACGCUACCACUGCCGCACCGCCGAGAUCCUCCUGCAGCGCGACCGCGAGCUGCUCGACAGCAUGCAGUCCUGCGCGCCUGCUGCGCAUACCAUCACCCACGGCACCGGUCCCUCCGCUGAGCACCGAGCCAAUGGAAAUACCAGAUCGCCGUCCAUGCGCGCUUCGGUCGGCGGCACUGGCGCGCACACAGGCGCGCGGACGGACGAUAAGAGCUCGCGCCUCGGCCCGUCCUCCGGCAAGAUGGACGUUGAGCUGAUGCAGAUCGAGGAGGCCGCCGCGCGCGUCUUGCUCGCGCACUACCACUACGGCGCUGGGCCUGAUGCGACGCAUCGUAUGGCUUUCGACCACGCGCGUAAGGCGUGGAUGUUGUCCACCACGUUCGAACUCAAGCGCUCCACCGCGAGUGCUCCUGCAGGUCGUGCCAGCGGUCGCCGCGGCGAGAUGCAAGUGGACGCCUCGCUGCCAGGCAUGCAGGCCGCUUUCGGCAACGCGGACCGGUGCGAGUGGAAGCGCAGAGUCCAUUGGCUCGCCUAUACGGCUGCAACGCAUCUCACCUGCCUUGGCGGUUUCAAACCGCUCAAAAUCACCAAGAAUCGCAUCACCGACCUUGACUACCGCCCAUACAUCGAGUGCGACGACGCCGCAUUUGGCGUCUACAUCCGCGGCGCGCAGACCGUCUCACGUGCCUACUCGAAGAUCUACAGUCUCGACUCGAUCCGCGUCAAAGUCAUGCGCGUGCGCGAGGGCAAGUACACGCCCGCACAGGCGCAGGCUGAGCUGAAGAACCUCACCAUCAGGCGUCAGAAGGUGCUGAAGGAGAUGCUCCGGCUCGACGCCGAGGUCCUCAAUUUCACCCGCUUCGAUCCUAGCUGGAAACGCAACGAGCACGAGUUCUCUAUCAGCGAUGACCCUGACCGCAACCUCUGUGCUGGGCUGCGCAUCAGCGGCAAGCUCAUGACCUCGGGCGCGCUUGUCAUGCUGCAUCGUACCACCGCCUUUGGCAAUGCUCGCAUCUUCCUCGAACCGCAGUGCGGUAUCCCUGGAGCUCAAGCACUUGAGGACAACUUUGACAGCUUCUUCAUCGCCGAUACCAUUCCCGGCGCUGCGUGCUUCAGCAGCUCAUUGUCUUCUGCUGCCUCGUUGAACCAGAGUGUCAGCUCCAAGGAGCAGGACAAUUGCCUCUGGUACCGCGGGUCAGAGGCGGUCGACGGUGCCGAUCAGCAAAGCUCCGACGAGGGCGAUGACGAUCAGCGGAGCCCAGCCACCAAGCACGGCGGCGUCACCACACUCAGCGCCCCCAUCUCCACCUGGAAUCUGAACAACCGAGGCGACAGCGGUUGCAUCACGCCGGACGACUCGGCUCAGCACGCCCCCAGAAUCGGUGAGGAGAACGAUCCCUUCGCCGACGGGCCGUACGACCCGGCGCUAUCGUACGAGCGCUGCCGCUUUGCCGCGUACACCAUGUGGUCCACGCUCCCUUACGUCCUUGGCCACUUCAACCCGGGCCGCAAGGACGAGGAGUGGUCCGAUGCGGAGCUUCACACGGCCCCCUUGCUGCCGCCGCUAUCGUGCUGCUCGUACGUGCUGGGCUCGUACGCAAUGCUCAUGCAGUGCCUGUUCGUCCAGCUCUACGGCCAAGAACGAACGACGGCGGACAUGCUGCGCGCGCGCGCAUGGCAGAUCGAGAAGGCGCUCCGGCGCUUUGUGCGCCACUGGAGCACGCUUUCCGAGUACGCCAACGAGGUUGCCACACUACUCGUCGCCAACCAGAGCCUGGUUGAGAACAAGAACGACGAUGGCCUCGUCGACCUCCGCGGCUCAGCACUGCCCCAGCAAGGCACUUGAUGACCCGAUUGCAAUUUUCGUUAGCCUCUUGGGACGCAACGUAAGACAAUACGUUUUUUGGCUUUUCAAUGUUUUUUUUGACAGUCAUUUCGUCCCCUGAGCACGCCGUGCUGUUUAUGUGCGGCUCUGUAUCGUAGCACUGCCUGUUUCAUAGGAACGAAUACCAGUCUUUCUUCUAAAGCG